GUUUUCUGUGAAUUUGGGAGCUGUCAUCUCUGCCCUGAGGAGCAAGGCGCAGCCUGGGCCCCUGCUGAUUGCAGGGUGUGGCUGGAUCCAGAGCUGGCAGGGAUCCUGCUAGUACAAAGGAGCUCAGGAGCAGCAGGAGGCAGGCGGAGCCUGGGUGACUGCGACUCCAGCCAUGGUGCCUGCUUUGCUCUCCCUGAGUCUCUCCCACCUGAGCCUGUGGGCUUUGGGGCUGAUCUUGGCCUUGGGCGUCCUCAAGCUCACUUCCCUGCUGCUGCGGAGGCAGAUGCUGGCCAGGGCUAUGGACAAAUUCCCAGGGCCCCCCACCCACUGGAUUUUCGGGCAUGCCCUUGAGAUCCAGCAGACAGGGAGUCUGGACAAGAUGGUGUCCUGGGCUCAUCAGUUCCCCCAUGCCCACCCACUCUGGUUGGGACCAUUCCUUGGCUUCCUGAACAUCUAUGAGCCUGAAUAUGCCAAAGCUGUGUACAGCCGAGGAGACCCUAAAGCCUCGGAUUUGUACGACUUCUUCCUCCAGUGGAUUGGGAAAGGCUUGCUGGUCCUUCAUGGGCCCAAGUGGUUUCAGCAUCGCAAGCUGCUCACACCUGGCUUCCACCAUGAUGUGCUGAAGCCCUAUGUGGCAGUGAUGGCCAAUUCUGCACGCGUCAUGCUGGACAAGUGGGAGGAAAAGGCUCGAGAGGACAAGAGCUUUGACAUCUAUCAUGACGUGGGCCACAUGGCACUGGAAUUGCUCAUGAAAUGCACCUUUGGCAAAGGAACCAGCGGCCUGAACUACAGCGACAAUGCCUACCACCUGGCGGUCAGAGAUCUCACGCUGCUGAUGCAGCAGCGCCUCAGCUCCUUCCAGUACCACAACGACUUCAUCUACUGGCUUACCCCGCAUGGCCGCCGUUUCCUGCGGGCCUGCCGGGUGGCGCAUGACCACACAGACCAGGUCAUCAGGGAACGGAAGGCAGCCCUGCAGGAUAAGGAAGAGCAGGAGAGGAUCCAGAGCCGGAGGCACCUGGACUUCCUGGACAUUCUCCUGGGAGCCCAGGAUGAAGAUAGGGUCAAACUGUCAGAUGCAGACCUCCGGGCCGAGGUGGACACGUUCAUGUUUGGAGGCCAUGACACCACCACCAGAGGCAUCUCCUGGUUUCUCUACUGCAUGGCCCUGAACCCUGAGCACCAGCAUCGUUGUCGGGAGGAGAUCCGCGAGAUUCUUGGGGACCGGGACUCCAUCCAGGGGGAGGAUCUGGGGAAGAUGACCUACCUGACCAUGUGCAUCAGGGAGAGCUUCCGCCUCUAUCCGCCGGUGCCGCAGGUGUACCGCCAGCUGAGUGAGCCUGUCAGCUUUGUGGAUGGUCGCUCUCUGCCUGCAGGCAGCCUCAUCUCUCUCCAUAUCUACGCCCUUCACAGAAACAGUGCCGUGUGGCCUGACCCGGAGGUCUUCGACCCCCUGCGCUUUUCCUUGGAGAAUAUGGCUGGACGCCACCCCUUUGCCUUCCUUCCCUUCUCUGCUGGGCCCAGGAACUGCAUCGGGCCGUUUGCCAUGAAAGAAAUGAAGGUGGUCGCAGCCCUCAGCUUGCUCCGUUUUGAGUUCGCCCCGGAUCCCUCAAGGCCACCCAUCCCGAUGCCGCAGCUGACCCUGUGCUCCAAGACCGGCAUCCACCUCCGCCUGACGUCGCUGGGCCAGGGCUCUGGGAAGUAGCUCUGCGGAGAGUAGGGCUCCCGACAGCCCGGGCUGUGGCCUCUCCCUGGCAGCUGCCUAAACAAUCACCUCAAGGGCACGGCAAUGGAAACACGUGUCUAUAAAUGCUUAGCAUGCAUGUGUUCCAGAGUGCUUUCAUUCAUUCAGCAAACACGUGGUGAACAUGUA
Molecule: messenger RNA, 1873 nt
Organism: Sus scrofa (pig)
Lineage: Eukaryota; Metazoa; Chordata; Mammalia; Artiodactyla; Suidae
Gene: CYP4B1
Product: cytochrome P450 family 4 subfamily B member 1
Molecular function (GO): oxidoreductase activity, acting on paired donors, with incorporation or reduction of molecular oxygen; monooxygenase activity; heme binding
Source: RefSeq, a predicted model, not a curated record